CAUUGAGCUUUCGAAACGAUCAAUUUCAGAAGACUCUCAUGCCGGAAAAUGCUAAGCUGAUUCUUUGAGAAAUGGCGGCCCUGCCGCCUUAUCUGGGCUUUCCACAAGAGCAGUUUCUGAGUUGCCCACCAUACCAACAUUUCCAACUUGCACAGACCAGCCACUUGCCACAGGUCUUCUUUCCGCCUCUCUUCCCACCGCCGCAGGCCUUUCCAUUUCAACCACAAGCUCAGCAAGCUCCUGCAAACGGCCUUGCAACUUUUGGCCUCGAAGUCCAAGUACAGGAUGACACUGAUGAAUCCUCCUCAGGGGAAGAGGAAACCGAAGCCGUCCAGAAACGCCGUCGCAAGCGUCGGCGCAAGCGCAAGCCUAGACCUUUGAGAAAGAAGCCAUUGCCACCAGCAGAAGCUACUUUGGAGGAGGUGCCGCUUGAUGGCGGCGGCAUCUCAGGCCCAUUGGCGUUUCGCAUUGGGUGGAGCUGUGUCUUACAUGAUGUGCAUCGAAGAAGCUUCGUUUCCAUUCGGAAGAAGGCCUUCAAUUCUGAUGUGCUUGCACGCUGGCGGCAAAGACUUAUGGCGAAACUCGUGUGGUGCAAGCCCGAGCGGCCUCCCAAAGAAGGCAAGAGCCAGGAGGUGCUUGAGGACCCUUUGCUCCCGCGAAGUGCAGCUUGGCUGACUUUGCCGAGCUGUCGCUGUGAGUACGAGUACGCGGGGCUUCGCUUUCCACCAGUGAAUAUGCCGGCCUGGUUCCUGGAGAUCACAGACGAGGUCAGCCGCGCAUGCGGCUUGAAGGAGCGUCCCAAUUCCUGCAACGCCAAUCUCUAUCAGACUGGUGCAGACAACGUCAGCUGGCACUGUGAUGACGAGCCGCUCUUUGACGCAACAGGCCGCGAUGCCCUCAUUGUAUCUCUGUCGCUGGGUGCAACGAGGUCUUUCCAGCUCCGCCCAAAAGACGAUCCAUUUGAAGAGACCUUGGUGCUUUUGGAGGAUGGUGAUCUUUGCACCAUGGAAGGCCUUUGUCAGAAGCACUAUCGGCAUCGUGUUCCUCCAGAGGAGGAUGUCGUGGAGCCUCGCAUCAACUUGACCUGGCGAUGGAUUGUCCAGCAUGACGAUGUUUGCACAGGUGGAUGACUUGCCCAAACAGGCAUCAUCUCGCCUUCGGCCUUCUGAAAAAGCCCGCUUCGACUUCCAGUCGUCUCAGUGUUUGUUCACAAAGUGAUUUGGAGUCUUCUCACUUUGAAGCCAAAGACUUUCUCUGCUAAAUUAGAUUCUAAUUAAAUUCCAUGUAUUGUUUCUACUAGCUUGUUCCUAGUAGUAAGGCCC
Durusdinium trenchii is the source of this 1322-nucleotide messenger RNA. The record is from the annotation of a GenBank genome assembly. NCBI's taxonomy places the organism in Eukaryota, Dinophyceae, Suessiales, Symbiodiniaceae.